AUGCCGCUCUUUGGGAAUAUUGUUGUAAUUAAGCGGAAUGGGACUGAUGGGAUUAGUUUUCCACUCACUGCAAGUUCUUGUUUAUUUGGAAGGAGAACAGAAUGUGAUAUUCGCAUCCAAUUGCCUCAGGUCUCAAAAGAACAUUGUAAAAUUGAAGUAAAUGAAAACAAGGAGGCAAUAUUGACUAAUUUAAGUACAGUAAAUCCUACGCAGCUGAAUGGUGGUUGUUUUCAGCAACCUGUACCUCUGAAGCAUGGAGAUGUGUUAACUAUUAUUGAUCGUUCUUUCAGGUUUGAAUAUCCUCUCCAAGCAACUCCAAGAAAGAGGCGUUCUAGAUCUCCAAAAGAUGAAACGCUGCAGGAGAUGUCAAGAGAUACUGGUAAAAGAAGUCACUUGCAGGAUCAUAAGGAACUAGGUACAGCAGGCGGAUCUAAAGGUACUGAAGUUACAACCAAACCCAGUAAGGAGAAUGAUGGAAAUGCAGCGUUUUCACUGAAGCCGUGCUCUAUAGAAUGCUUGGAUUAUGCAGAUGAAACGAAAAUAUACAGCUCUGCAAUAGCAGUAGAUAAACUGGCGCAAACAACUAACACGACAAACGUUUCUGAAGUAGAUAAAUAUGUUCUGUGUACACCAACGCCCAGAAGGAAGAGUCCCCGCUCUCAGUUCGUAUCGCCUACCAAAGAAACUAGCGGGAUGAAUCCUGUAAAUACUGAUACUCCAACAACUCGACGACGUGUGUCAUUGAAAUGUAAGUCUCUUUCAGAAGUUUCAGCUGAAACUCAAAGGGAAGAUUCAGCGUGCAGAAACGGUAGCCCCAAACAACUGUCUUUGGCAGAAAAUGAAUGCUUAAAGCAAAGACGAAAUAGUAAGCAACAUACACCAGGAAAACCGGUAAAAGAAGAAGUGCUGAAAGAAAUUGGUGAUCAGGCAAACUUUGUGAACUCAAAAGAGGGACACUCGGAAACUCCUGCCUCUCUUUCUAAUUCCAAGAGUCCCAGAAGAAAUAACAGGCAAAGUACAGAAUUAUCAAAUAAAAGUGUCCUUUCAGAGACGCUGGCUUCAGAAGAGUUGACGUCAGAUCUGGCAUCUCCUGCUGGUCAGAAAUCUGACUCUGGAAGGAAAAGGGGUAGGCCAAGGACCUCUGGACUGCUAACUGAAAAUGCAUUGGAGACAAAUGCCGUUCAAGAGCAUCACGGUAAGACUAGAGACAGAAAAGACAGUGGGACUAACGAAGAGCUGGCCACGGAGGGGGAUCAUCAGAAACAAGAGUUGGAAGGUGCCAGUGUUACAAGACCUCGCAGAUUGUCAUUGAAGAGAAGGUCUUCUGGAAGUGCUGCUGUACUGAAAGACGAUGAGGCUGUGUCAGAAAUGCAUAUUUCUGGCCUGUUGGCUGGAGAAGAAUCAGGCAAGACAAAAAGGAUAUCUCAGAAGAAGAAAAGUGGUGAUUUGUUACUUCAGCCUUUACGAAAAAGAAAGAGAGUGUCUUUUGGUGGUCAUCUAAGUCCAGAACUUUUUGAUAAAAGUUUGCCUCCCAACUCGCCCCUUAAAAGAGGUGCGAUUCCUGCGAGGCUGAGCUUACCAUUUGGAAACUCACCACGUGCGGUUCUGAAAAAGGCUCAGGGACUGAAGCACUUUGCAGUCCAGGAACUUUCUGAACAUUUGCAGAAGGAAAAAAUGUCACCAAAAAACUUGCCGACUCAGAAGUCCCCAGCUGCCUCAUCCCCUGCCUCUGGGAAGGCAGCACCUAAAUUUACUUUAGGCUCUCCAGCACCUUACACAAAAGGACGUUUCUCUGUUUCUCUCAUCACGACAUCGUUGCCAAUCGCAGAAGAGAAGGAUACUGUUGCAGAAGACAUAAAUACAAAGCAGAAAAAUGGUGCCCGAGUGAAAACACCUAAAUCUCCUCACGUUAACCGAGAUUUUGCAAAAUCUUGGGCAGAAGUGGUAAAAUUAGGUGUUGCAAGACCACAGUCAAAAACUGUUAAAAAAAAAAGAAAAAUAAAAGGUCAUUUUAGUACAGGUCAUGCAGAGUCACCUGCUACAAUAGUGGUAGGUAGAGCUUAUUCCACCACAGUCAGAACGGCUGGACAGGUCCCUAAAGUGGUAAAAAAUCCUAUCUUGAAGCUAAACAUGAACAUGGACGAAAGCUUCACAGGAAUGACUGAAAUGUUUCAAACUCCAGAAAAUAAGAGUGGAAAAGCAUUACCUUUGGCCACUGUUGAGAAGACUGAUUUUACGCCAACAUGUACCGCAGUGGAAAUUUCUGAAUUGCACACUCCUGAAGAAUCUGGAGAGAUGAUGGUGUCACCGUUAAAUAGUUCAGCUGCUUCAGAACAGAAACAAGAUAGUCCAGGAAUUUGUCACUUACUGAGAGAGAAGGAAUCUCUAAAGUCUAUGUUUGAUGCAAUAUCCACAAAAACUCCUGAAAAAAGAAAAACUGUGCUGGAAGAAAAUAUUAGUGUGGAUAGUUUGUCAAGAAUUCCAGAAAAACAAGCAUCUCGGGUGGAAUCGGGAAGUAAAAGGAGGACUCCAAAGCAGAAGUUGGAGCCAGCUGAGGUCAUGUCAGGCAUCAAGCAGAAAAAGAUUGAAAGAUCGCGGAAGACACCAGUGCAAAAAGGGGAAGCAGUAAAAGAUGUGGCAGGUGUCACUUUAAUCAAGAAAGCUCCAAAGCUGAAAUAUCAGCCAGUAGAAGACAUGAUUGGAGUCAGCCGUAUUUUCAAGACACCAAAGGAAAAAGUUGAACCCAUAGAAGAUACGUUUGGUGUUAGUAGACUAGUGAAGACUCCGAGAGAGAAGUAUCAACCAGUUGAUGAUGCGUUUGGUAUUAGUAGACUAGUGAAGACUCCGAGAGAGAAGUAUCAACCAGUUGAUGAUUUUGUGGGUCUGCAAAGGCUUAUGGCAGAACCCAGGCAGAAAUGUUCUGAUUCUGAAGUGGACUAUGUUGGAGUUACGGAAAUGUUUGAUAUACCGGAGGAAAUUAAGGUCAGAUCAGUAAAUGUUAUGGGUUCUAAGCAGGAAGAUACUGCACCUCUUUGUGCUAAUUCCAGUCAUAAAUAUGAAGACAAAGGAAGUAUUUCACAAGAUGAAGAUUCUCAACAGAAGGAAUCAACUAGUGAAGACCAGUCCACCCAGAGACCAGCAAGGGGCAGAUCGCAGAAGACAGUACAUCCUGCUUCUGCAAAGCAGUGUGAAAAGGAUUUGAAUUUAAAAGAAUUGCAAGGUCUGGGAAAAAAGAGCGCCCAAGAGGAGAUGGGAGAGAUCAGUACUUCAUCUUCAGUAGCUAAAAAUGAAGGAAGAGGAAGGAGAACAAAGCGUUGCAUGCAAGAAGAAAUCGUUUCAGAGCACCCUGAUCAGGAAAAAGUUGAAACUGUUUCGUUUGUGGAACCACGUGCAGCUACUCCAAGACCAGGAAGAGGUAAAAGGAAAGAACCGAAGGAGUUAAAACACCCAAGUGAGAAUCUUGAGUCCUGUGGCAGAGAUCCUUCAGUGCUACGAAAAGAACUUGCAAAUAUGAAACAGACUUUGCAGGAGUAUGGCAUCAAUGACAUCUUAGAAACCGAAGAUGUUCCAACCAUAAAGAGAGUAAGUGUAUCUAGUAGCAUGCAAAAUGAAAAUUGUCAACUGCAAACAGGUUUAAAAAAACCUGAAAACAAAUCUAAUGAAGGUGGUGUAGAAGACAGUGAAGAAAUGCUUCUGUCACCUGGGAAGAGGUCUAGAGGAGUAAAAAAAGUAGAAAACACAGAACCACUGAUUCCACCUAAAAGAGGAAGAAGAGCUAGAAAUGACCGAGUUACGCAAGCUUCUUCAGAGGACCUUCAUGGGACAACAAGGAAGCUUCGCAAAGACUCAUCAGCAAAGAUGAUACAAAGAGAUGAACAGACUUCUGGCAAAGACACAGAGACUGCCACAGCAGAAGAGUCUGAAAAUGGAACUAAACUUGAAAUAAAGACAACAGAGAAAGGAAUUAAGUCUUUAAGAAGUGCUAGAAAGCACUCAGCUGAAAUAAAAGCAGACAUUGGUGGGAUCGCACGUGAAAAUAUACAAAACAUUCAGAAAACCGAGGAAACUUCAGCUGAAACUGAUACUGAAACACAAUCACACACAAAAAAUGAGAUUAAAGAAUUUCAGGGAGAUGAAACAGAAAAUGCUCAGGAAAAUACAACAGAGGCAUCUCAAAGAUUAAAAGCAGAGUCACUUUCUGGAGAGGCAAACAAAAUACCGGUUACUGCUCUGAACUUGGAAGCAAACAGAAGCGCAGUACGAGAAACAAACAGAACUAGAAACAGGAGAGGCAAAAAUGACUCUUUGGAGAAAAAGACUGAUGAACUUGCCAAAGAUGUAACCAACCUAGAACUAAUUACUCCCAAAUUUAAGUCAGAAACAGAAAUGGACGAAUCUUCUCUCAAAAAUUCUUUGAGCUCUCUUUGUGUCAAGAAUACAUGCCAAGUCACGGAGGACCAGAACAACCCAGCUGGCGCAUCAGUACCUGCUGCAAACAGUGACAGUCUUGCUCAUAGCCGUCAAAAGUGGACAAGAAAUGAACAGGGAAUAUUUAAACCAAAGCAAACUGAAAUCCUGCAAAAGAAUCGAGCACAAGACAAUGGAACUGCACGUAGAAGAGGCAGAGGUAGACAAGUUAAUUUUGAACUUGAAGAAGCCAGUUCCAAAGUGGUUGGAGGAAAAAGGAGUUUACCUGAGGAUGGCAAAGGAAUGACUUACGAAGAUGGUCAACGUGAGACUUCAGAAAAUCCUUCUUCACAAGUAAGGAGGAGCAGAAGAAAGCAAGCUGAUUGCAUGCCACAAAUAGCUUGUUCUACCUUUAUGGAAAAACAAACAUUAAUUGCAGAUCAUAGUAAAGAUGAAGCUUUUGUAAAGGAGCAAGAUUCAGCUUUGGAAGCUACUCCCUCUUCAACAGAAGACAAUCCACUGAGACGAGGGAAAAGACGAGAGGUUGCUGCAGCAUCACAGGCAUCCCGAUCUAUUUCUAUCAGAAAAAGACGUGGGUUGCUAGAAGGUGAUGAUAAAAAGAUGACUGUGAAAGAAGAUCAAAAUCCAGCUUUGGGAAAUAAAACUUUGCAGGCAAAAGCAAAUGCAUCAGCAAGGGACAAAAGGAAAAAGAUUGAUCUAGCAGCAGAGGCAAAAAGUUCAUCUUCUCUCUGGAGAAAACGUGGCUUGUCAGAAACUGAUGAUAAAGAGGAGAGUACUAAUGAAGAACAAAAUAUGCCUUUGGAAACAGUGUCCUGUGUAAAAGAGAAGCCAUUAGGAAGGGGCAGAAGGAAAGAAACGGCUCCGGCAUCACGCACGACUAAUUACAUUUCUCUUAGAGGAAGACGCGGUUUGCCAGCAGAUAAUGGUAGAGAAGAAGCUCCUAAAGAAGAUCAAAGUGUUCCAUUAGAAACUUUUGAUUCACCUGUAAAGGAAAAUCAAGUGAGAAAAGGCAGAAGGAAAGGAAUUGCCCCCUUGUUAGAAGCCACAAGGUCUACUUCUCUUCAGGGAAAACAGGGUUUAUCGAAAGAAAGUGGUAGAAAGAAUAAUUAUGGGGAAGCAAAAAAGCUGAUUUUGGAAAAUUCUACUUCCCAAGGAGAAAUGGAUCUUUCAAAAGGGAACUCGAGGCAAACAGUCACUUCACUGGCUGUUAGUUCCACCUCACUUCAAGGUUUGCCAGAAGACAGUAAGAACAAAACUCCUGAAGAACAACAGAGUAUACUUUUGGAGGUAGCUCCAUCUGCAAAAGAAAAUCCAUCAAGAGUGGGCAGAAAGAAAACAAUUUCUUCCAAAUCUGAAGCAACUAGUUCCACUUUAAUCAAGGAAGAACCUGGCUUGCCCAAAGAUAGACGUCAAAAGAGGAUUCUUAAAGAAGGUGAAGAUACAUCUCUAGAAAAUAAUUCAUCUCAGGAAAAAACAAGGCAAUUGAGGAAUAAAAGGAAAAAGGUAGAAUUCACAUCAGAGGCAGCUACUUCUAGCUGUAAAAACGGCGACUUGCCAGAAAAUGGUAAAACUUCGGAAACUCAAAAUGUGUGUUUGACAUCCGCUGGUUCUGAAAAAAAUAAUAAAUCUGGAAAAGGAAAAGAGGUUAACCCUGUACAACAGGCAACUUCCACUUCUCGCAGAAGAAAAUGUCAGUUGCCAGCAGAUGACUUAGCAUCCAAAAAAUUAAAAUCAGAGAAUGAUGAAAACCGAUCGCUACAAAAAGGAAGAAUAAACAAAGCUAAAGAAGAACUUGGUGAAGAGGACGUAAGGGUUACUCGGACUGCUGGAGGAACGGACAGGAAGACAAGAUCAAGCACAAGAACAAAGUUGCAGUUAACGUGGAGUAGCUCGUUCGUGUGGUUUGGAGACCGUUUGGAGAUCAGCGUCCGCAGUGGACGGAGGCUGACUCCUGGAGGUCUGACUUCCAGCGAGCAGCGAGCGCGAGCGUCAGCACCUGUGUCCCGACGCCAGACAGCUGGCACGCUCUCUGCGUGCCACGGCGUGCCAUCUGUGCCAGGCGUCACGUGCCAGUUACGUGACUUGGGGGAAAUCAGGAGGAAGAAAGUACAGUGGGUCACGGCUGUGUGGCACCAGAAGGACGUUGUGGAGCUGUUCCCGGGCCCGUAUGGCAAAUGCUAUGGCUGUCAGUCCCCUCGGGGGCGGAGGGAAAAGAGCUCCAAACAAAUGCUUCUUCGUAGGUGCAAUGCACAUAAGUGCAUUUUUGGAUCAUAG
Molecule: messenger RNA, 6702 nt
Organism: Nipponia nippon (crested ibis)
Lineage: Eukaryota; Metazoa; Chordata; Aves; Pelecaniformes; Threskiornithidae
Source: RefSeq, a predicted model, not a curated record